AUGUCAUCACCUAAAGAAGAAGCUGUUGAAUGGAAAGAUAAGGGGAACAAUUUAUUGAAACAACAUAAAUAUGAUGAAGCCAUAGAAGCCUAUACCAAAGCCAUUGAAAUUGAUUCCGAAAAUGCAAUUUUUUAUUCUAAUAGAGCUCAAGUUCAAAUCAAAUUAGAAAAUUAUGGAUUAGCCAUUCAAGAUUGUGAUUUAGCUAUUAAAUUAGAUAAUAAUUUUUUAAAAGCAUAUUAUCGUAAAGGAGUAUCAUUAAUGGCAAUUUUAAAACAUAAACAAGCAUUAGAAAAUUUUAAAUUUAUAUUGAAAAAAUUACCUAAUGAUAAAUUGACAUUAGAAAAUUAUAAACAAUGUACUAAUUAUUUAAAAAGACAAGCAUUUGAAAAAGCUAUUGCUGGGAAUGAUGAUAAUGAAUCGAUUUUUAAUAAAAUUGAUUAUCAAAGUAUACAAAUUGAAAAAUCUUGGUCAGGUCCAGAAUUAAACAUAACAACCAGCACCAGCACCACCAGCACCACCAGCACCACCACCAAAACUGAAGAUAAGAAAUCAGAUGUGAUUGUGAAUAUUGAAGGAUUAAAUCAUGAUUAUUUGAAAUAUAUGAUUAAAUUAUUUAAAAACGGUGGUAAAUUACCAAAACGACACGUUUUUGCUAUAGUUGCAAAAGUUUAUGAAAUAUUGAAAAAUGAAAACACCAUGACAGAAAUAUCAUUAUUACAUUCACAAAUUGAUUUUACUUCCAAUAAUGAUAAAAUUAAUAACUCUAAUGGUAAAAAUGAUCAAAUCAUUGGUGGUAAAAAAUUAACUGUUGUUGGUGAUACUCAUGGACAAUUUUAUGAUUUAUUAAAUUUAUUUAAUAAAUUUGGUCAUGUAACUCAAGAUCAUAUAUAUUUAUUUAAUGGAGAUUUUGUUGAUAGAGGAUCUUGGUCAUGUGAAGUGGCAUUAUAUUUAUAUGUUUUAAAAAUUCUUUAUCCUAAAUCAAUUUUUAUUAAUCGUGGUAAUCAUGAAACUAAUGAUAUGAAUAAAACUUAUGGAUUUACUGAUGAAUGUGAAUUUAAAUAUUCUAAAAAAAUUUUCGAAGCAUUUAAUCAAUCAUUUGGUGCAUUACCUUUAGCUUGUUUAAUUAAUCAAACUUAUUUAUGUAUGCAUGGAGGAUUAUUUUCUAAUGAUAAAGUAACCCUUGAAGAUAUUAAAUCAAUUAAUCGAUUCCCUAAUAAUGGAUCUUCUCAACCACCAAAAGAAGGAUUAGCUAUGGAAUUAUUAUGGACUGAUCCUCAAGAAAUAAAUGGUCGUUCUCCUUCUAAAAGAGGGAUUGGUAUGCAAUUUGGUCCCGAUAUUACUGAAAGAUUUUGUUUAUCAAAUAAAAUUAGAAAAAUUAUUCGAUCUCAUGAAGUUAGAAUGAAUGGAAUAGAAGUAGAACAAAAUGGUAGAUUAAUGACAGUUUUCAGUGCUCCAAAUUAUUGUGAUUCUACUGGUAAUUUAGGUGGAGUGAUUCAUAUUGAAGAAAAUUCAAAUUAUAAAAAAGAAUUAGAUGAUGGUCAAGGUUAUAAACAUGUUGAAGAAAAAAAUUGUCCUUGGAUAUUAACUACAGAAACUUUUGAAGCUGUUCCUCAUCCUGAUUUAAAACCAAUGGCUUAUUCUAAAGGUGGAUUUGGGUUUUAG
This is a messenger RNA of Candida dubliniensis CD36, 1662 nucleotides long. RefSeq names its product protein serine/threonine phosphatase (gene PPT1). Bases 1 to 1662 code for a protein of 553 amino acids. Gene Ontology annotation, molecular function: protein serine/threonine phosphatase activity; protein binding. NCBI's taxonomy places the organism in Eukaryota, Fungi, Ascomycota, Pichiomycetes, Serinales, Debaryomycetaceae. The record is from RefSeq and is a predicted model, not a curated record. Gene Ontology annotation, cellular component: cytosol; nucleus. The transcript has a single exon.